AUGGUGUCUGUGCUCCAAAAUGUAAAGGCAACAAUGGCCUGGCGCAAACAACAGCUCCUAGCUGACUUCGAUGAGAAUGAGAGCCCUGUACCUGACAAAUUCAAGAGAGGGACUUCUUUGAGUUCACUCAAUACCAUUCGCAUGUCUCUAAGGAAGCGAGUACCAUUAAAGCAAGUAGAGCUGAAUUUUCGUAAGACCCCAGCUUGGGAAAGUCUGGAAGCAAGACAGAAGUGCCAACCACUUCAGAGUAUUAAAAAAACGGCAAAAAAUGCUUUUGGAACAGUGUCCCAGAAGAUACAGAAGUCUUGCCAAGGCCCACGACACUCAGUGGUGACCUUUCCAGCUGAAUCCAUCAGCAGACGCUAUGCGACCAGUUCUACCAAGAAAAGAAGUACUACACCUCGAACCCCUUGCCAUAAGAAGAGUGUUACUCCAGCAAACAGUUCCAAAGGCACCCCAAGAUCCAGCAAAAGAGUCUUGCUUGGGCCAGCAAGGGUGUCAGAACAUCAAGAGUGGCGGGGUUUCUCAUCCUGGCUUGAUAAAGAUGCUGUCUCUCUCCGGAGAUCAACAAGAGCAGCAGCACUGAAGAGCCCUUAUUCAUCACCUGCUUCUGCCAGCAGAAGGAUAGAGUUUGACAGAGAGUUGGAGCUGGUCUCCUCAGGAAUUUGCCAACUGAAGCGUAUCUCCCAGGCAUUUGAUGAUGCCAUUGUGCAAGACAAGAGGCAACACGCAAUAUUGAACGACUACUACCUAACGGCACAAAACUUGUCUGCGCGUCGAUCUCAGAAACUUUCUCAAGCUAUCAGAAGGCAAGCAAAGAAACUCAUCGAGCACUUG
This is a messenger RNA of Mesitornis unicolor (brown roatelo), 837 nucleotides long. It is a transcript of the gene PIMREG, whose product is annotated as family with sequence similarity 64, member A. The record is from RefSeq and is a predicted model, not a curated record. Lineage: Eukaryota; Metazoa; Chordata; Aves; Mesitornithiformes; Mesitornithidae.